GAGGGUCUUGUUUGGAUUUGUUUUGGAAUUUUCAUGCCUCUAUCCAGAGCCGCCUGCUACCUUUACAAUAAUAGCUAGUUAACAUUAUAACGUACUGAUUACAUGCGCUACGUUUUAUUAGAAGCGCUGGAUCAGUAUAAAGAUGAUUGAAGAUUUUGAAAGUCAAGAGACUCGGUCCAGCGUAGAGUUGUGGUCAGAGGUCUGCUCGAACCUACCUGGUGUGCUGGAGGAAGAUCCAGGCAAAGAAGGGGGUGAUGUUGCUCUCUUCACAGAUUCAUUCCAACCAACACAUGUUGGCAAUGGCCUGCAACAUAAUGGUGUGUCCAUAAAUUCCUCCUCUCACCGCGACUGGGAACCUAUGGAAGACUCUGAUGUCUACAUUGCUAGUUUAGAGAACCGUCUGAAAAGAAUAAAGGGCCAGUCUUGUGAGGUGACGUCCAGAGAGAUGCUGCGCUCUCUAUCUCAGGCCAAGAAAGAAUGCUGGGAUAGAUUCUUACACGAUGCCCAGAGCUCUGAACUAUUUCAGGAGAGCGACCUAGACCAGAGUGCCCUGGAGCAUCUCAAGCGUUGGCUGGUGCCAGAGAAAGUGGCCAUUAGCGCAGAGGAGCUGGAGUAUCUCCUCCUGCCAUCACUCGAUCGAGAUCAGACCUCCACCGACCAAUCACAGAGCAGACCGGUGGAAGCGUCGGACGGCCCAGAGGAGGACGAGAGUCCAACAACGGAGAAAUGACUACCUGUUCACCACAGACAUUUUACCAGGGACACUUGUACGUCAGCACGUGUCAUCGCAGGAUAAAUGACACUGUUAGAUUCUGUCGUCAUUACGUUUGUGCAUGUCUGUCUGAUGUCUUGUCAAGUAGGAGCACUAGAAUAUCCUGACGUAUCAGGGCCAGUGUCCAUUGCUUGUCAUAUUUCAUUUGAUUCAAUAUUGCUGUGUUAGUUUUACGGUAUGAUUAAAUAAAAAGUGGUUAAUUAGGGGAGGGGGGCUGCUACACAACGACCCCGGGAUCUGUUUUGUUUGGCCACCUCACUACGAACAAUGAAGUGCCAGAGAUUGUCUGUAAUGUUGUAACCAGUUUCUGCAAUGCUUUUAAGAUUUGAGUUCUAUGAAGUGUUAUUUGUAACUCAGAUGAAAUCCUUUAUAAAUGUGGCAUUGCCAUAUGUACAUUUCCUUUGUUUCCUAACACAUGUAUGAUGUAUUACAUAGUAUUUGCUGUUCUGUAUGAGUAUGAUGAGAGAUUCAUUUGUAUGAGAGGUGUUUUUGAAACAACGCUAAAUAAUUUGUAUUUCUCUGGU
This is a messenger RNA of Esox lucius (northern pike), 1296 nucleotides long. RefSeq names its product coiled-coil domain containing 32 (gene ccdc32). The coding region runs from base 143 to 730 and encodes 195 amino acids. Gene Ontology annotation, biological process: cilium organization. The transcript has 4 exons. NCBI's taxonomy places the organism in Eukaryota, Metazoa, Chordata, Actinopteri, Esociformes, Esocidae. The record is from RefSeq and is a predicted model, not a curated record.